Molecule: messenger RNA, 4908 nt
Organism: Micropterus dolomieu (smallmouth bass)
Lineage: Eukaryota; Metazoa; Chordata; Actinopteri; Centrarchiformes; Centrarchidae
Gene: dyrk1b
Product: dual-specificity tyrosine-(Y)-phosphorylation regulated kinase 1B
Exons: 13
Coding region: 2029-4254 (741 amino acids)
Biological process (GO): peptidyl-threonine phosphorylation; protein autophosphorylation; positive regulation of DNA-templated transcription
Cellular component (GO): nucleus
Molecular function (GO): protein serine/threonine/tyrosine kinase activity; transcription coactivator activity; protein serine/threonine kinase activity
Source: RefSeq, a predicted model, not a curated record
AAUUUCAUGUUUUCGUAUCCUUUAUGUGUAUCUGUCCUGACCAGUACUAUGCAAGGCUGCGCCCGACCCCUGCCAAAGCCAUAUGGUAUAGUCCCUUUGGCAGGGUGGGGGAGCAGUGUGGGAGAAGAGCAUAGAUUCCGUCUAACGGAGAAGCACGGAAAGGGAAACGGGCGAGAAGCAAGUUGAAAUCGCAUUUGUGAAGGUUUCCACCUUGGAGGAAUACCAAGUCUCCCUCAGUUAUGAGAAGGACAAGUAAAGGAGGACAUUAAGCGGGAGAAAAAAAGAGCGGAAGCAGACGGAACAAGAGGCGCGUCAAGUAGUGAUCAAAGCUUCCGACGGCAAGCUCAUGCACUUCACUGGAUUCAGUUUCCUUCCGUCGAGACUUUGGUUCGUUGCAGUUCAGACGUUGUUUGUGAUUUUACUUGUGUGAUUACCCGAGGCUGACUUCUUCCGGCAUCGAAUUAUGCUUUGGUAAACAUUAGAAAACAUCGGAGUUUGGAAGUAUAAAAGGAGCCCUCAGCGGCUUGUUCUACGCGUUUUUCAUCACGGGGACAUUUUGAAUCUAAACUUUUGAUUUAUUCCGCAGUUUUCCCCCCAGGGAAAAAUGUGCACUUAGUGUACAGUGUCCCUGCUUGUUCCUGCUAACAGUCCUGCUGCCCGUGAGUGUGGAUAACCAUUUAUAGGAACUUUCUCUGGGACUAGACGUCUCUGCUCUGUGAAAGCAACACGUUGAGGUGGACUGGUUUGUUUACAUGUGUUUGUGCAACAGCCUGUCACGGAAGCGUCCUGUAUAGUGUAUGGGGAUUACAUUAUUGUCUGGCUUUUAAUAGGGGCUCCUUUUCACCCUCUGCUGUAGGCGGGUGGAGGGGAGCUGAGUGCCUGCUGGCUGUACAGGCUCUGUGAAUGUGACACUGGAUUCAUCUGAGUGAUAACAUCCUUCUGCACUGCCCCGCUCUGUCCAGUGACGAGUCCCCCCAGAAAGCGCCAGUAAUUGGAGCUAUUUUUAGCGUAAGGGAUGGGGUAAAAGCAGGCAGCUGGAAACCCAACUCCCCUCCACGUCCUUCUCUUCCACCCCUUCUACCAAACAACCUCGCUCAGUCCAUCUGGCAGUAUGCUGAGCGAGCCUGGGUAGCACAGACUUGACUUACAGCUAGUUAAUGUGUUUUCCAAGUAGUCACAAAGAAUAAUAAACAUUGGAUUAACUUAUUUUGCUGAGUAAUAAGAGAUCACUUGGAACCAUAUGGACCGUGGCAUCUAAGUAAUCUGGGAAUACUAGCUGCACUGUAUCGUACUGGUUAAGGCUGCACUGGACACACAAACCCUUUACUGGAUUAUUUCUAAGAUGUCUGAAGAAUUACUGGCUGUGUACUUUUGGUUAAACCUGCCCUGGACUAAGUGAACAAAACACAAGGAAGUAGAGUCUAUGCCUUUUACCUUUUGGACCUUUAGCUCAAACUCUUAAACCGAGUAGCCACUUGUUGACAUACUGUAAUAGAAGAAAGGCCUACUUUGACUACUUAAUAUCGAUCAUCAGCGAUCUGGAGCGGUACAAACCUCCAGCACACAGAAAGAAUGCAUGAAACUGCCGAAACUAACGGAACAAAAAGCUAACUUGACUAACCAAAUAUUCUAUUUCCCCCAUUUCCCAGACCCACAGACAAACAGAGUAUAUGUUGAAUGAGAAAUCUAUAUCUAUAGUGUAUCUCCACAGAGAUUACAUCCUUUAUAUAUUUUUACUUCAGAGAGACAAGUUGCCUGUACACCAGUUGGUUGCCUUAGAAACCACAGUCACAAACACUUUUAAAAAGAAAGAAGCCAGAGAAGAAGGUGCCUUUUGAUUGGUUGGUUGGUUUCCCAACAUUUUUCAAGACUCAUUGAUUUAGUUGGAUGUAGACAGUUGAAGCAAACUCUGGGAUUUAAAAACACGUCUGAUGACAGAUACCUAACCCCCACAAGCUCCUUGCACCUGUCAAAGCAUUGUGAUUGACAGUAUUUCCCUGCUGGAUUGAACAAUUGCCAAGCAUUUCCAUGGUGAUCACGUCAUCAUCCGUGGAGGACAAGACUGUGCCCUCUUGCAGGAUGGUCCAAUCAGAACCCUGGAUCACCUCUGCCCUGCUGCGUAAGAACAAGAGUGUAAGCAGCUCAGGAUGUCCGCCCACCUCCUCCUCCUCCUCCUCCUCCUCCUCCUCCUCCUCCACUGCCCAGGGCUUCUCCCUCGCUGAGCCAGCCAUGACCAGCCAGCACACACAUACACACCCCUCCUUCAGCUCCAUCCACUCCAUGGCCGAGCAGCAGCAGGUGCUGUCUGAUAUGACCAUACUCCAGCGGAGGAUCCCCCCUAGUUUCAGAGACCCUGCCAGCGCCCCACUGAGGAAACUCUCUGUUGACCUCAUCAAAACUUACAAGCACAUCAAUGAGGUGUACUAUACUAAGAAGAAGCGGCGGGCCCAACAGGUCCCUCCAGAGGACAGCAGCACCAAGAAGGAGAGAAAAGUAUACAAUGAUGGCUAUGACGACGACAACUACGACUACAUUGUCAAAAAUGGAGAAAAGUGGCUGGACCGCUAUGAGAUAGACUCGCUGAUCGGGAAGGGCUCCUUUGGACAGGUGGUGAAGGCAUACGACCACCAUGAGCAGGAAUGGGUUGCCAUUAAGAUCAUUAAGAACAAAAAGGCAUUUCUAAACCAGGCACAGAUUGAACUACGACUGCUGGAACUCAUGAACAAGCAUGACACUGAGAUGAAAUAUUACAUAGUCCACCUGAAGCGUCACUUUAUGUUUAGGAACCAUCUCUGUUUGGUGUUUGAGUUGUUGAGCUACAACCUGUACGAUUUGCUGAGGAACACCAACUUCAGAGGAGUCUCCCUCAACCUCACCAGGAAAUUUGCACAGCAGCUCUGUACAGCGUUAUUAUUCCUGGCCACCCCAGAGCUGUCAAUCAUCCACUGCGACCUGAAACCAGAGAACAUCCUGCUGUGUAACCCCAAGAGGUCUGCCAUCAAGAUAGUCGACUUUGGGUCCUCCUGCCAGCUCGGACAAAGGAUCUAUCAGUACAUCCAGAGCAGGUUUUACCGGUCUCCUGAGGUUCUGUUGGGAAUGCCGUAUGACCUGGCCAUCGACAUGUGGUCUCUGGGAUGCAUCCUGGUGGAGAUGCACACAGGAGAGCCUCUCUUCAGUGGCUCCAAUGAGGUUGACCAGAUGAAUAAGAUUGUGGAGGUUCUGGGGGUUCCACCCAGCCACAUGUUGGAUGCAGCUCCUAAAGCCAGGAAGUAUUUUGACAAGCUCUCAGAUGGUCUGUGGACAGUGAAGAAGAACAAGGACAUCAAGAAGGAGUAUAAGCCCCCAGCCACACGGCGUCUUCAUGAGAUUUUGGGUGUAGAGACUGGGGGCCCAGGGGGACGGAGGGCAGGGGAGCCAGGACACGCCCCCUGUGACUACCUGAAGUUUAAAGACUUGAUCCUGCGCAUGCUGGACUACGACCCUAAAAGCCGUAUCACGCCAUUCUACGCCUUGCAGCACAAUUUCUUCAAGAAGACGACCGAUGAAGGAACCAACACCAGUUCAUCUACAUCCACCUCUCCUGCCAUGGACCACUCCCAUUCAACCUCUACUACUAGCUCUGUUUCUAGCUCUGGUGGCUCCAGUGGUUCUUCCAAUGACAACCGCAACUACCGCUACAGUAACCGCUACUACAACUCUGCUGUUACACAUUCAGACUAUGAGAUGACCAGCCCUCAGGCUCCCUCCCAGCAGCAGAUGAGGAUGUGGCCAGGCAGUGAUGGUGGAGGUGGGGGUCAGGACCCAGCAUACACCCAGUUGCUGCUUCACAAGCCGGCUGCCUCCCAACAGCACCAGCGCCACUUCCUGGACCCACCCCACCACCCCCACCCAACUUACUCCCACCACGGGAACGGCGGACGUGGUCUGCGGCAGGGGGGACAGACAGGCAUCGGUGGAGGGGGGGGGCAGCAGGGAUCCUCGCCCCAGAUGAGUGACAGCAUGGAUGUGGGCGUGUCCCUAGGGCUGCACCACCUGGGGGCGGUGUCUUCCAUGGAGGCCUCUCAAUUUGGCUCUGCCUCCCUGCCCCUCGCUCUGCCAAUCGGACUGUCUGCCUUCCGGACUCGGACGGCCCCCACCGCCCCAGGGCCACAAGCCCCGCCCCCUGAGGACUACUACCCUGCCUCCAACAACAAUAACCCCGCUGCAGGGGGCAGAGGGAGGCCGGACUCAGACGAGGGGCCGGCCAACUCUUGAUAAAACCUGAACCAUGCCCUAAAGCCAUACAAUUUUAACUACAACUACUACAACUACACACAUACAGCCAGAGUUCAGAGACAAAGAGGUGAACUUUGUGCUGAAGGAGACAGUUUGUACUGCAUGAGAGGAGGAGGAAGGAGGAGGAUGCUGGGAAAACUCUCCUUUUAUCCUGUUUUAGUUCGUUGUCUUUUGUUGCGACUGUAAUUGGAAAGGAAUGAUUGUGACGAGUUUGUUUUUAUUAAUAUUAUUAUUGUUGUUUAAAAUUAUUUGAUUUUUCUCCAGUUUGAGGAGUUGUGUGUUCUACUUGGUUGUUGUUUAAGCCUGGAGAGGAGGAGGAGGAUGAAGAGGAAAGAGAGAGGGGCUAUGCUUUCCCAUCUUACUCCACGUGGUAGCUGUAAGGAGAGCACAUAUUCAUGUUCACACUGGUUAGUUAUGUUAUUAGUGUAUUAAUAGUUACAGCUCAGAGACGGGCAGUCUUCACACACACAUGCAUAUAUGUGUGUGUAUAUAUAUGUGUGUGUGUGUGUGUGUGUGUGUGUGUAUGUGUCUGCAACAAGAAGACAGACGGUUUCAAAGCGAGAAAACAUCAAAAUGUGUGUGUUCAGGACUCGUGGAUGCUCUCCUGUCUGUAUUAAAACUAUUUUUCUUAGA